Messenger RNA from Pristis pectinata (smalltooth sawfish), 6175 nucleotides. RefSeq names its product protein phosphatase, Mg2+/Mn2+ dependent, 1G (gene ppm1g). The record is from RefSeq and is a predicted model, not a curated record. Gene Ontology annotation, molecular function: cation binding; protein serine/threonine phosphatase activity. Lineage: Eukaryota; Metazoa; Chordata; Chondrichthyes; Rhinopristiformes; Pristidae. Gene Ontology annotation, cellular component: nucleoplasm. Gene Ontology annotation, biological process: protein dephosphorylation.
AAAUAAACCUUCCCCCCCCGACUCCCCGCCGUUUAUAUUUUUUUUGCUUUAAAACGUACCUAAAAAAAUCAAUUGUUUUUAUUUCCGAAACGACGCCGACGAUUGCGAGAGGGAAACGGGAGGAGGGCGUUCGUGUGUGUGUGUGUGUGGCCGUCGGUGCGAGCGAUCCCUCCCGGGGUGAGGGAGCGUCCCGCCCCGGCUCUUUGUUCGGAGAGGCGGCGGUGAGACCCCCCCACCCACCGGGCGGUUGAAUGAGGCGAGGGCGGGUGUGGUAACCGGCGGCCUGUAGCGCGGUGGGGCCGCGGCUGCGGCGGUGGGCCCCGCCGGGUUGCCCUGGUAACCGGCUGCCCCUCCCCCCCUCCUCCGGGUCCCGGCGCGCCUGUCAAUCACUCCGCCCGGCUGAGCGCUUCCUCCUCCCUGCACGGAGGGAGGGAGGAGGGGGGAAGCGGCCUGAGCUCGUCCGCGGCGGCAGGAGGAGGUGCUGCUGCUGCUACUGCUGGAGUAACGAGGAGGCCGGCGGCCGCAGGAAGCAUGGGCGCUUAUCUGUCUCAACCCAACACGGUGAAGAGCUCCAGCGAGCGAUCCACCGACAAAUUCGGCUUCGGCGUCUCGGCCAUGCAAGGCUGGAGGGUUUCCAUGGAGGAUGCCCACAACUGUAUACCUGAGCUGGAUGAUGAAACUGCUAUGUUUGCAGUCUAUGAUGGACAUGGAGGUGAAGAGGUAGCACUAUACUGUGCCAAGUAUCUGCCAGAUGUUAUUAAGAAGCAACAGGCUUACAGGAAUGGAAAAUUGCAGAAGGCGUUGGAGGAUGCCUUUCUAUGCAUAGACAGCAAGCUGACGGAAGAAGUGGUAAUCAAAGAGCUUGCCCAAUCGCAGGGUCGACCUCGGGAGAUGAUGGCGAGAAGGUUGCUGAUGAAGGAUGAUGUUGAUCAUGAAGAGACUGCACUUUUGCAUGAAGAGGCUACAAUGACAAUUGAAGAAUUGCUCACCCGAUAUGGACAAAACCAGAACAGUACCAAACAUGCGAAGAGCAAAACUUCAUCUGCUAUCAAGAAACCACUGUCCAAAGUUGGAGAUAAAAACAAAACUGAGAAGGAAAUUAAUGGUGAGCUGGAGAGUAGUGAAGAGCAUGAGCGAAACGGAGAGCAAAAAAUGGGAAAAUCAGAAGCAGCUGCAGGAAUCUCCUCGAGCUCUGAUUCAGCAACCACUGGAUCCAGUUCAGAUAAAGAAUCUGCCAAGGCUGACAAGAGCUCAGAAGAGGCUGUCGUGUCAUCAUCCACAGCUGAUGCUGGGCCAUCCUGCUCCUCGUCUGAUAAAUCUCAGCGAGCAACCAAGUCAAUGUUCUUUGAGGACAGUGAGGAUGAAUCUGAAGAAGCAGAGGAAGAGGAAGAAGAUAGCGAAGAGGACUGCAGUGAAGAGGAGGAGGAAUACAGCAGUGAAGGGGGUGAAGAGGAGGAGGAGGAGGAAGAGGAUGAGGAAGACCAAGAAGAUAGUGAUGAUGCAGAAGAGGAAGAGGAUAUUAUGUUGCCUGGAAUGGAUGGUAAAGAGGAGCCUGGCUCUGACAGCGGGACAACAGCUGUUGUGGCACUGAUCCGUGAGAAGCAGCUGAUAGUAGCCAAUGCUGGCGAUUCCCGCUGUGUUGUUUCAGAGUGUGGCAAGGCUAUUGAUAUGUCCUAUGACCACAAACCAGAAGAUGAAGUGGAACUGGCCAGGAUUAAGAAUGCUGGUGGAAAAGUUACUUUGGAUGGGAGAGUGAAUGGAGGGUUAAACCUCUCUCGAGCAAUAGGUGAUCACUUCUACAAGAGGAAUAAAAAUCUUCCUCCAGAGGAACAGAUGAUCUCAGCGCUACCUGAUCUCAAAGUGUUGACGUUAAAUGAUGACCAUGACUUCAUGGUGAUUGCAUGUGAUGGAAUAUGGAAUGUAAUGAGCAGCCAGGAGGUAGUGGAUUUCAUCAGUGAACGCAUCAACAAGCGGGAUGAGAAUGGAGACUUGAGGAUGCUAUCUUCUAUAUCCGAAGAGCUGCUGGAUCAUUGUUUGGCACCUGACACGUCAGGAGACGGAACGGGAUGUGACAACAUGACUUGUAUUAUCAUCACCUUUAAACCACGGCCUGUGAAAAACCAGGCUGACUGCAGCAAGCGGAAACGCCUUGACUCGACAGACGAUGAGAAAGAAAAUGGGAAAAAGGCAAAAAAUGAAUAACUUGAAAGGGAUUGGGAAUCAACUGAGACCCAACAUCAUUGUGUAAUUAAAGAACUUGAUAUCUUUUUUUAAAAAAAAUAUAGCAAGCAAUUGCUGGAAAUUGUAUAAAAAUAAAUCUGCAGUAUUGUACAAUGUAGCCUUAGUUUGCCACCCUAGAUUACUGUGUGUCUGAAGCACACGCCCUUUAGCAGCAGUCAGUCCAGGGAUCCUACAUUGUUACUCACAGCCUGUUGGAGACAAAAACAUGUGGAUGUUUGAGUUUUUCAUUGUGGGGUUGGGAGAAGGGAAAGUUUGGGAUUAAAUGGGAUCCACUCCUUUUUUUUCAUGGAAUUUUUGAUACAGGAAAUGCUUCAAUUCACUCCACAAAGAAACUAAAUGCUUCAGAAGUCAUACUGAAUGAUAUUUUUCGAUGCAAAAAUCUGAAAUGAAGACUCCUUUUAAAAAAAAAUAUAAGGAAGGGAGUGAAAUGGCUGAAUUUGUAUUAACUGAGUUAAUUUCUAAAGUGAACAGUUCAAUUGAAUGCCGUUUGUCAAUGCUUGAAAGUGGGGAAACAGUGUCACAGUGUGAUCAUAGUCAGUGUUUUGGGCUGCCGAUUCUUUUGUGGUGGGGAUGAGGAGGAGGAGGAUGAUGUGGAGAAAAAUACUUGGGGCUUUAGAAUUUUUUCAAUAUUUCGAUUUUUAAAAAAGAAAAAAAUCAGGAGAACAUUAACAUGUUGAAGGUAUAUGAAAUUGUAAACGUAAAGGCAGUGUUGGCCCUGAAAGGGUUUCAGCUUUUGUUAAACUGCAUAUACUCAAAAUUAAUGUCAAAAGCAUCAUAGACUUCUGAAAGGUACGGAGUCAUAGUAUGAUUUGAAGCUACGUGAAUGCUAUACCUGAAAGGAACUUUCAACCACUUUUAUAUAUUAAAAAAAAAACACGAUUUUUAAUUUUUUUUAAAAAGGCUGUUUUUUGGUUGCAUUUGCUGUAUUAUAUAAUCAAAGAGUACUGUUAUUUGAGAACCUUGACAACAUGCAUUGCUGUUUAGUUCCUGGAUAAUUCUGUCCACAAUUAAUGCAUCCAAAUACCAAUUCCAUUGUUAAUGUAGGAUUUAUUCCCCUUAUUGCUUUUUGUGUUGAGAUCUGUUUUAAAUCAAACUUUCACUGUCACUUUUUUUUCUUAAGCACCACCAAGGUAAGGGCUCAGUUUUGUUUCAGUUAAGGGUCAUGGAUUUACAUUGUUGCUUCAUCUUGAUAUCAAGUUGAUAGCUCGGUUAGGGUGAGAAGGAAAAGGACAUGUUCAGCAGGUCAGGCAGCACCCAUGAAGAGAAAAACGGCCAACAUUUUGGGUCAGUGACCUUUCUAUUGGUUCUAAAUAAGGAUCAUCGACCUUAAUUCUCCUUCUCCACAGAUGCUUCUGGACCUGCUGUGUUUUUACAACCACAACAUUCUGUUUCUAUUUUGUACUUGCACCAUCUGCAUUUUUAUUUGUUUGUUUUCUGUGAAGGCAAAGGUGUGGAUUGACAUGGCUAUUCAUCAUGACCACCACUCCUGACAAAUUGUUUUUUCUUUUGUGGACCAUUAGGUGUCAUGUAGCAAUCAACAGGCCCUCCACCAUAUCAGCUUGGUUUAAUUAACACUGUUUCCCUUUUUUUUUACAGAAAAGCUGGUAUCACCAUGUUUAUGGUAAUAUUACAGCAAUCUAUUUGUAAUGCCAGUUUUCAUGGAAAAUGUACUGUUUCAUCCAAGUAAAGCACUAUGAUUGACUGAUAAUCAUGGUUAUAUGAUCAUCAAUUUUUGAUGCUUUCCAAGAACUAUCUCUGCACAGCUUCUGUUCAUUAAGUUGAAGGGUUCAAAGUGUGACAUCCUCAUGUGCAUCAUGAACCAUCAGCCUUGGUAACCCUCCUAUCUCCAAAUCAGUAAGUUGAGGGUUGAGCCACCCUCCAGCAAUGUGGUUGACGUGCCAGUGCAAUGGUGAGGGCAUGUUGCAUUAAUGGCGAUGCGGUCUUUCAGUGUUGCAUUUGUCUGCCACCUUGAUGCAUUACUUGAAGCACAGGAGGGUUUUCUGUGGAAACUUUGAUCUCAACAGUUUCUGGCCCCAAUUAACUCCUAUUAGUUCUGUUGGACCUUAUUGUGAAUAAAUUGGCUGUUGCAUUUCUCUAUAUUUCAUUAACUAAAGCCUGAAUGGCUGGAAAUUUAAGGUGCUAUAUAAAUGCCAACUCUUUCCAAUUAACAAAGAUCUGAUGUGAAGCCUUGGCCUAAUUAUUUCUGUCUCAUUGUUGUCACAGUUGUGAACUUGCUAUUGUCAUCAUAAAUUGUUGGAUAUUUUUGAGGUCUGGGAAUUUUUCUUUCCUCGGGGGGGGGGGGGUGGAAUAGGUUAUUUGCAUAGAUUAAUCGCAGUCGACAAGAGCUCUUGAUAUUCUGAUUUUAACCCUAACACCUUGUGGACUUGGGCAGUGUAAGAAACCUGUCCUGAUGUUACGCUCUGUUCUUCACAUCUUUCAUCUCCAAGUUUGCUUCAAACUGUGAACCAUGGAACUCAAGUUGGGGAACAUCAAAGUCAAACCUUGUAAAGUCUAGUAGUCUUCUUGCCAGGAUAACAACACUAACAAAUUCCUAUCAUCCCUUGGAAUAAAGGGCACACAUGCUUGCAGAUGCCUAUGGAUGAUUAGCAUAUGGUUUUGGCUGAUUACUCGUCUGUCCUAAUUGACCAUUUUAUGCACUUUACUGUGUUAUUCCUAGAUAGAUUAGAGAAUUAAUUCAACAAAAACAUUGCUAAAUGUUUUUUCCUCAGUUAUUCCUUUUCCAACUAGUUUUAACUUUACAAAGAUGGAAAUUGCAGCCUUUACUGUCUAAAGGAUGAAUGAAUGGGUCGGUGGGACUACAACUGGCUAAGGUGUACACUGUGGUUACCAGAUGUAGUGAAAGAAUCUGUGUGAGAGAAUGAAGCACUUGACCCUACCUCCUGAACAAUCUUGUACAAUGACAAGCACCUCUCAAGUCAACAAUCUCCAUUGGUGACAAAAACAAUGGCAGCACAUGUAUGGGGACACAGUCAUCUCCCAAGUUCUCGAAGCAACAUACUGUCCUGACUUGGGCAUAGAUUGUUUACCUUUCAAUCAGAAUAUCAAGUGGCAUCUGUGGAAGGAAAUGGUUAUCAUUUCAGGUCUGAGACCUUUUCAUCAGAACUGGCAAACGGAGAAAAUGAUUUCCAGUUCUGACAAAGGCUUUUGGACCUGAAACAUUAUCUGUUUUUCUAUCCAUGUAUGCUGCUUGAUCUUCUGACCGAAAGUGCUUCCAGCAUUUUCAGUUUUUGUUUCAGAUUUUCAGCAGUGACAGUUUUAAUUUUCAUCCGUUCCUUUUACCUCCAAAAAAAAAUCCCUUUCUAAUGGUACAAGUAGUUCCGCUAUAGUUACAUUCCCUAGAACAUCCUGUUACAGCAGAACAGGCUCUAGUUGCCUUCAAAGCACAGAUUUGAACAGGUUUCAAUGACCAAUGCAGCCUAAGUAAUGCAAAUAGUGUUCCCUGAUCCAUCAAUUACUUUGUAUUGGUUUAUUAUUGUCACUUGUACUGAGGUACAGUGAAAAACUUGUCUUGUGCACCGAUCAUACAGAUCAAUUCAUUACACCAAUAUGCAUUAUGGAAACGCAUGUUAUAGCAGAGCUAUCUAUUGCUGGAAUACCCUCAACACCGGUCCUGCAGAGAAAAGAGCUGGUGUGUGGUCACCAGCACCUCAAGAAAAAGAAGGGAUGUGCAGCAAAUGCUGGCUUAAUCAGUGAUAUUAGAGUAGGGUUUGCACAUUCUCCUUGUGGCCACAUGGGUUUCCUCUGGGUACUCUGGUUUCCUUCCACAUUCCAUAUUGGCCACAGUAAAUUGUCCCUGGGGAGUGGUGGAAUCUGGGGAGAGUUGGUGAGAGUGUGGGAUUCAUGUGGGGAUAAUGGCCAGCACGAACUUAGUGGGCUGAAAGGCCUGCUUCUGUCCUGUAUCUCUAAUUCACAU